Molecule: messenger RNA, 1331 nt
Organism: Parasteatoda tepidariorum (common house spider)
Lineage: Eukaryota; Metazoa; Arthropoda; Arachnida; Araneae; Theridiidae
Source: RefSeq, a predicted model, not a curated record
CUUAGCUUAAUUAUUAGGAUUUAAUGCUUAUGAUGUUUUGGGAAAAGCAAUUAUGGAGAUUGUCUUCGAGAUUUGUCUUAUUUGUCGUUUACUUCUCCCUAUUCUUAGAUAAUAUGCUUUUGACUAUAGUAGUUCCCAUAAUGCCAGAUGUCCUAUACCAUAUACAAUCUGAAGAGAACAAGAAGCAGCAACUUGAAGAUGAUACGUAUUCUUUUAAGAAUUCUUCAACAAAUCAAAUUAGUAGUGAAAAUGAAGAAAUUGGAAUCCUAUUUGCAUCCAAAGCAAUAGUUCAGUUAUUAAUGAAUCCUAUUGUGGGACCCUUGACAAACAGAUUGGGGUCCUCAAUUCCGAUGUUUUUUGGAACCAUAAUUUUGAUGAUUUCCUCUUUGAUGUUUUCUUUCGGAGAAACAUAUGCCCUACUUUUUGCGGCUAGAAGUAUUCAGGGCGUUGGUUCAGCGUGCAUAUGUAUAGCAGGUAUGGCCACGAUAGCAGACAGGUACCCAGAGGACGAAGAACGAAGUAAAGUGAUGGGAAUCGCAAUGGGUGGAAUGGCAGCAGGAGUAUUAGUGGGUUAUCCAUUUGGCAGCAUUGGGUAUGAUCUUUUUGAUAAACGUGUCCCUCUUCUAGUUGUUUCUUUUCUUCUUCUUUUAAAUUCGGUUCUUCUAUUUGUUGUGCUGCAUCCACGGGUUGAGCCUGAUAGGCUGUUAGUAGGAUCAAAUAUACUGCGUUUGGUAUCAGAUCCGUACAUUCUUUUUGCUUCUGGAGCAAUUUGUGUAUCCACCUUUAGUAUUGCUGUUUUAGAACCUUGUUUACCCAUAUGGUUAAUGGAAUCAAUGUCCCCUCCCAGGUGGCAAUUAGGUACGGUCUUCAUUCCCGAUAGUCUUGGAUACCUAAUAGGAACACAUUUAUUUGGUUCAAUAGCCUAUAAAUUCGGAAGAUGGCUGACAACUAUGAUAUCUUUACUUAUUAUUGGAAUUUGCACCUUAUCCAUUCCUCUUACCACCCAUAUUCUAGAGCUUGUGAUACCUCAUUUUGGUUUAGGACUUGGAAUAGGUAUUGUUGAUGCUUCUCUGAUGCCUUUACUUGCUUAUUUAGUAGAUUCAAGACACGUUGCUUUGUAUGGUACUAUCUACGCUGUCGCUCAAGUUGCAGUUUGUCUUGCAUAUUCAGUUGGUCCCCUUUUUGGUGGCUACUUAGUGAAAGAAUAUGGAUUUUCCUUUGUUAUGAAGCUUACUGGAACUCUUAAUUUAAUAUUUAGUCCAUUUUGCUACUUUUUGAAAAAUACACCAGUACUUGGAGAAUGCACGGUCCCCUUUUUGGUGGUUACUUAG